This is a messenger RNA of Cryptotermes secundus, 3407 nucleotides long. RefSeq names its product actin-related protein 2-B (gene Arp2). Gene Ontology annotation, cellular component: actin cortical patch; Arp2/3 protein complex. Gene Ontology annotation, biological process: Arp2/3 complex-mediated actin nucleation. Lineage: Eukaryota; Metazoa; Arthropoda; Insecta; Blattodea; Kalotermitidae. Gene Ontology annotation, molecular function: actin filament binding. Bases 82 to 1299 code for a protein of 405 amino acids. The transcript is spliced from 11 exons. The record is from RefSeq and is a predicted model, not a curated record.
CGCCGGUUCUAGGAAACUCAGAGGAGUUGACCGAAAGCUUAGGCCAGAGGGGGUGUGAGGUUGUAAUUGUAGUUUUCUCUAAUGGAUAGUCAAGGCAGGAAAGUUAUUGUAUGUGACAAUGGAACUGGGUUUGUUAAGUGUGGCUAUGCGGGAUCCAACUUCCCAGCCCACAUUUUCCCAUCAAUGGUUGGGCGACCCAUCAUUCGUGCAGUUAAUAAGAUUGGUGACAUAGAAGUGAAGGAUAUGUAUGUCAAAGAAUUUGCUCACGUACCAGACUUGAUGGUUGGCGAUGAAGCCAGUAAACUUAGGUCCAUGCUUGAAGUGAACUACCCCAUGGAAAAUGGAAUAGUUAGAAAUUGGGAAGAUAUGUGCCAUGUGUGGGAUUAUACAUUUGGUCCUGAGAAAAUGAACAUUAAUCCACAGGAUUGCAAAAUCCUGUUAACUGAACCUCCAAUGAAUCCCACAAAAAACAGGGAAAAGAUGAUUGAGGUGAUGUUUGAGAAGUACCAGUUUGCUGGUGCAUACAUAGCGAUUCAAGCAGUUCUAACUUUGUAUGCACAAGGUCUGUUGAGCGGUGUAGUUGUGGAUUCAGGAGAUGGUGUUACACAUAUUUGUCCUGUGUACGAGGAAUUUGCUCUUCCACAUCUCACCAGGAGGCUGGACAUUGCAGGGAGAGACAUUACUCGUUACCUUAUUAAGUUGUUGCUGUUGAGGGGCUAUGCUUUCAACCAUUCAGCAGACUUUGAGACUGUCAGAAUUAUGAAAGAAAAACUGUGUUACAUUGGAUAUAAUAUAGAAACAGAACAGAAGUUAGCUCUGGAGACAACAGUUCUUGUUGAACCAUACACACUACCAGAUGGACGUGUGAUUAAGGUUGGUGGGGAAAGAUUUGAGGCACCUGAAGCUCUAUUUCAACCACAUCUUAUUAAUGUUGAAGGACAAGGCAUUGCGGAAUUGGUGUUCAACACAAUUCAAGCAGCAGACAUUGAUAUGCGAACUGAACUUUACAAACAUAUUGUAUUGUCUGGGGGUUCAACCAUGUACCCUGGAUUGCCCAGCAGAUUGGAGCGUGAAAUCAAGCAGCUGUACCUUGAACGAGUGUUGAAGAAUGACAUAGACAAACUAUCGAAAUUUAAAAUUCGAAUCGAAGACCCGCCACGGCGUAAGGACAUGGUGUUCAUCGGUGGUGCUGUGUUGGCUGAUGUGACAAAGGACCAAGACACAUUCUGGAUAUCGAGUGAAGACUAUCAGGAAAAAGGAGUUGGUGUGCUCAAGAAACUGGGAGUGAGAGCCAGCUAGAACGUUUGGGCUCGAGCAAAUGGUCAUAAAUUUGCUUAUAAAACUGAUUGCUCUAAGUCAUGUUGAAUUGACUGCAUUAGCAUCCCUUAUCUCUAAAUAGGAGGCUCAUGUGCUUCACUGAUGCCAAAAACUUGGACCGUCAUUUCAGGGAGUCAGUAAAAUAUUUAGAUUUAAUGAAACCAAAUCAUCAUCAUUGUCCUUUAAGUACCCAGGUCCAGCCUGAGCAUCCACUAGAAGAUGACUUCUCUUCUUCUAUGACAUGACUGACUAAUGAAGUCCAAGCCCUCCUGUUUUCCAGAUUUUGGAAUCUUGUUUCUAGACAGUUGAUAGGACUCCUUGCAAAGGGAGUGUGUAUACCUACACAGGAUAUCAUAGGCGCAGAAAAAAUGUAAACUUGUAUCCAUAAACCAUGUAGGAUUCAAACCCCAUGAUGCCAGUAUCUGAACAGUGAUCAGCUGAUAUUACUUAACAAAAUCUAUAAGUAAGUUUCAGGGAAGAACUAGGUUUACUGAUAUAUAUUUUUUAUUUUAUAUAUAUGCAAUCCAUGGCAUACGUAUCAUGAUUUUUGGUAAAUCAAAAGUUUUAAUAAAUGUUAAAUUGAUAUCAUAUUUAUUACUUGUUACAUAUUUUAGAAAGGUUUUUUUAUAACAUAUAAAAUAGAAGUUACAUCAGCAAAAUUACAGGUCAUGAAAGUAAUGAAUUUCUGGUACUUCAAGGCAUUAACAGUCUGUACUCCAUUUAGUUUUCAGAGGUUUGUCAUCUCGGUGAUUAUAUAUUCUCAUUGCAGGGGUAACAUAUUAUGCAUUGAAGGCAAACAGGGUUUCUGCUUAUAUAGCAUUAACUAUUCAGUUUUCUUUUUUUUGGGGGGGGGAACAAACACAUAACAUGUUUUCAUUUUUUCAAAAUUACUCCCGCUGCAUGAAAUUCCUUUGUUUCUGGAACUUAUCUAAGACAAAACUGAAGCUCAGUUGUGAGUCAGUGACUUUCCAGUCUAGUGUCCAUGUGGGAGGAUCUCUAAUUAAUGAAUUUAAGUCUCUGAACAUAUGAAUCGUUCUUGUCUGAACUGUAACAUAAUGAACGUGUUCACUGCGCUUAUAUUAAGAAUUUUGAAGUAAGUCCACAGAUUGUCAGAAUUUACAACUAGUGCAGUAAUUUGCACAUUUUUUGUCUGAUAUGACUACAUCACUUUUUGUCAAGUUAAAAUAAAUUACUUUUGGCCAGGCAAAACGUUGUGUAACGUUUUGCUGUGGGUUGAGUGACAUGUAGAGAGUGACAGAGAGAUCACUGCAGGGUGUUUGGUGAACAGUUGGAGGGGUUGCAUUUCAUUGGCCCAUAAUCCCAGUCUACUGUUCCUCCUGGUCUAGACUAGGCACCAAUUCCCUCUCACUCACCCCUUCCACUGUUUGUCAUAAAAAUAACAAAAUGAUACACACACUUGCAUAUUCAUGCACACAUGAACACAGAGCAAUGUACACACUUGAAGACUGAAGAUGGAGGCAGCAUGUGCCUUUGAAACAUUAUUCAUGCCCACAACGACAAUGUGUAACAACCCAUGAACAAAAUUAACAUCAAUAACUAACAAUCACAGAAUCAUAAAAUAUUGAACACCUUCAAUUCAUUUUAAAUGAUAUACAGUUUUGCUGUAGACUCUUCCCAAAACACUAUCCCCAUGUGAUUGGCUUUCCUGACAUCCACUGUUUCAAACUAGAAGUUUCUGUUUAAACUGAUGAUUGCUUUUGGACAGCCAAGGCUCUCAUAGCAGUAUCUGUCUACCAAAUUAUGUUGUGCUGUAUCCUGUAAGACAUUAACCUUGACAAUUGAUUUGUCUACUUACAAGUCACUGCUGGGAUUGUACACUUCUUUCAACUUGUUAUGUAUGUCUGGGCCAUGUUUCUUUGUGCAGGAUGGCACAGUUUUCAUAGUUUUUCAUUGAAUAUUAUCUCUAUCAUUGCUUACCAUCAAAGAGUUAUCACUUUCUUAAAAGAAAGUUGAAUUUUCUCCUUCAUGAGUCUUCUGAUUUUAAGUUACGUUUAUGCUGCCUGUCAUCUUUGAUUCUGAGUUCUUGAAUCUAGAUUAAAAAUUUACAAGUAGUUACUAUAGGAUUCUGA